AUGCCUAUUGGUGUUCCAAAAGUCCCUUUUCGAAAUCCCGGAGAGGAUAGUUCAAAUUGGAUUGACGUAUACAACCGACUUUAUCGAGAAAGAUUACUUUUUUUAGGUCAAGAUAUUGAUAGUGAGAUCUCGAAUCAACUUAUCGGUCUUAUGGUAUAUCUCAGUACAGAAAGUGAGAUCAAAGAUUUGUAUUUGUUUAUCAACUCUCCUGGCGGAUGGGUAAUACCCGGAAUAGCUAUUUAUGAUACUAUGCAAUUUGUGCGACCAGAUGUACAAACAGUAUGCAUGGGAUUAGCCGCUUCAAUGGGAUCUUUUAUCCUGGUCGGAGGAAAAAUUACCAAACGUCUAGCAUUCCCUCACGCUAGGGUAAUGAUCCAUCAACCUUUUGCUGCUUUUUAUGAAGCACAAAUAGGAGAAUUUGUCCUGGAAGCGGAAGAACUACUGAAACUGCGCGAAAUCCUCACAAGGGUUUAUGCACAAAGAACAGGCAAACCCUUAUGGGUUGUAUCUGAAGACAUGGAAAGGGAUGUUUUUAUGUCAGCAGCAGAAGCCCAAGUUCAUGGAAUUGUUGAUCUUGUAGCAGUUGCAUAA
Messenger RNA from Populus trichocarpa (black cottonwood), 591 nucleotides. Lineage: Eukaryota; Viridiplantae; Streptophyta; Magnoliopsida; Malpighiales; Salicaceae. The record is from the annotation of a RefSeq genome assembly.